Molecule: messenger RNA, 1818 nt
Organism: Onthophagus taurus
Lineage: Eukaryota; Metazoa; Arthropoda; Insecta; Coleoptera; Scarabaeidae
Source: RefSeq, a predicted model, not a curated record
CGCGAAACAAAUUUUUUUCAAAAUUAACACACGAAAGUUCCUAAUUAAAACAAAAUUGUUGAAUUAAGAUUGGACAAGAACUUUGUUGGUUUAAAAAAGUGAUUUGAUUUUUUAUUUAACCCGGUUUAUUUGAGUUUCAAGAAGACAAAUAAUGUCAAAAACCUUACUCCGGUUGAUUUCUUUGAUUUGGUACGCGAAGAAAACCGUCAACGGUGGGAUUAAAAGGGCAGGUUCCAGGUAAUUAAUGCUUAGGAGCCGGUGCUGGAAAAGCGGAACGAAAAGAAGAACGAAUAUAAUAUGCAGCUGAGAUUCCUGACGAUGUGCGUUUACUUUAUUAUUUUGGGGGCGAACGUGGGGGCUGCGUUCAGCGAAAGAACGAGACAUCGUCCACCACCUCAACAACAACAAGAAUUUAACACCAAAGACAUCAAUUAUAAUAAAGAUCAUCAUCAUCAAUAUCAUCAUCAUCAUCAAAAUCAUCAAAAUCACCAAAAUCAUCAAAACCAUCAAAACCAACAACAACAACAACAUUAUUCUUGUCCAAAUUGUUUACACAAAACCGAGAAAGAUGCGAAAUUAGAAACAGAAUUUUUAAGAUUGGAAGCGAUUAAAAGACAAAUCUUGUCAAAAUUGGGAAUGAGGGAAAAACCGAACAUAACGCACCCUUUACCAAGGGAAUUGGUCGAAAGAACGUAUAAAACGAUAUUGGGGGAAGGUGGUUUUGAAGAUGAGGAAAUCCGGAAUAGUCGAGGGAAAGCGAAUCAUCACUUUCAGGAAUUCGUCGAUGCGGACGAUGACGGAAGGACCACUGAAAUAAUCGCCUUUGCAGAACAAGGUUAUAGAUUGAACGGAAAUAGGCUGUUAGAAUUCAGGAUAAACACCGAUUUAAACACAGGACACGAAUACAGGGUGAAAUCCGCUACGUUAUGGAUAAAAGCGGAGUUUUUGGAGCCCCGCCGAGAUCAAUGUCCAUCAAACAUUUACGUUUUUAAGUUCCGGUCGAUGAUCGGCACAGAUGUUAUAUUAACAUCUCAACAAUUUAACGAAGUUACGGAAGACCCAACGUCGGUGGCAUUAGACGAAAAGAAGCCGGGGUGGCAAAAGAUCGAUUUGCGAUCGACGAUCGAAACGUUUUUAAAGCAACAAUCAGAUUCGAAGUUAAAAUUGUUCGUCGAUUGCUCGUGUUGCGGAAAUUGGCGGGUGCACGUUUUAAAUAAAGAUAAAGAGAAACGAUCGGAUCCGAAUCGGCCGUUUUUGGUGAUCGAAAUCGAUCCGAGCGUUCCCAAAAGGAUACGAAGGCGCUCCAUGGAAUGUAACGCCGAUACAGGGAAUCAAUGUUGCAAGCAACAAUUUUACGUGAGCUUUGAAAAGUUGGGUUGGCGCGAAUGGAUCAUAGCCCCUUCGGGGUAUUACGCGAAUUAUUGUAAAGGAGAAUGCGGUUAUCACCGGACGCCCGACACUUACGUUAAUUAUCAUACUCACGUGAUCGAGCAAUUCCGUAAGAAUUAUCAUCUGAGUGGGAUGCAGCCGUGUUGUGCCCCGUUGAAGUUCUCAAGUAUUUCGUUGAUUUAUUACGACACGCAACAUAAUAUUAUUAAAAGGGAUUUACCGAAGAUGGUUGUUGACGAUUGUGGGUGUCCUUGAAUUAAAAUAAUUUAAACAAAAACGUUAAUCAGAAGUUAAUAAGAGGAGGAAAAUCAUUAAAUUGAAAUUUAUAGUGGAAAUUGAACGAAAAAUUAAUUAAAGAGGAGUUUUUGGGGAGUUUUAGAUAAUAAUUAAUUAAAUUAAAACUGUUUAAAAGGGACGGCUUUUAACAAA